Phragmites australis (common reed) is the source of this 1047-nucleotide messenger RNA. RefSeq lists its product as uncharacterized. Lineage: Eukaryota; Viridiplantae; Streptophyta; Magnoliopsida; Poales; Poaceae. The transcript has 3 exons. The record is from RefSeq and is a predicted model, not a curated record. Bases 1 to 1047 code for a protein of 348 amino acids.
AUGCUGUCGGAGUCACGGAUCGUCAACGAGGAGGGGGCGAAGAAAGUCCGCAAACUCAUGGUGCCUGACGGCCAGCGGGAGGCAUCAGUGGUGUCGCCGGCAAGCUUUCCACCCACCACGGACUGGCCGGUGCGCAUCGCCGCCCAAGGACCCCGCCGGAGGCUAGAGGAGCCAAGGCUGGCUCCCGCUCCUAGGCCGAGUGCGCCCGCCCCAGAGCCGGGCGCACCAGUAGACCCGGAGCCGAGGGCGCUGCCCUGCCUUGAGCCGAGGACGGCGGCCCGCCCCGAGCAUUCCAAGGGCGGAGCAAGUGGCCGCGGUGGAUAUGGUUGCAGCGAGGGCGGCGCCGGCGUGGCAAAGCGGCUGGAAGCGGCCGUGGCGGCAGAGCGAGCUGAGCUCAACAAGGACCGCGCCGCCCUCGUUGAAGAGAGGGGGCGGCUGGAAGAGGUCGGCAAGCUCUUGGAGGCCCGUAUCGCCUCGGCCCGCGCAACCCACGAGAGUUCGAUGCGCGCGGUGGCCGAGGAGCGGGAGGCAUUGGAGGACGUGCGAAAAGAGGCCGUUGCCGCUCAGGAGCAGGCCUGCCGCAUGGAGCGGCAGGCGACCGAGCGCGACAAGGCAUCGCGGCGGCGGGUUGCGGAGCUGCUCGCCCGGGAGCGACUGGUCCUGGCUCGGGAGGAGGCUGUCGGCAAGCGCGAGAAGUCUGCGCAGUCUGCCCAGGCGGACUUAGCCUGCCAGAGCGUUGAGCUCGAGUGUGGUCGCGCCGAAGUCCUUCGUCAGGAGGAGGAGGUCGCGAUCCGCGAGACUAACAUCGAGAUCACGGCGACGGCUCAGGAUGCCCGUGAGGAGCAGAUUGCGCUGCGCGAGGCGGAGGCCGCCCUGGUAUCGUCGGCCCUCACUGCCCGGGAGGAGCAGGUCGCCAAGCGGGAGGCCGAGCUGGCCGCCCGGGAGCAGGCCAUCACAGCCUUGGCCGAGCAGGUGAAGCGGGCACAAGCCGAGGUCCUGGCCACUAGUGGAUGUCCCAACCAGCGCAGCCGAGGGUAUCAGCCUUGA